Carassius carassius (crucian carp) is the source of this 2431-nucleotide messenger RNA. Its product is annotated as uridine-cytidine kinase-like 1. Gene Ontology annotation, molecular function: kinase activity; ATP binding. NCBI's taxonomy places the organism in Eukaryota, Metazoa, Chordata, Actinopteri, Cypriniformes, Cyprinidae. The transcript has 15 exons. Gene Ontology annotation, cellular component: cytoplasm. The coding region runs from base 53 to 1678 and encodes 541 amino acids. The record is from RefSeq and is a predicted model, not a curated record.
GACGCAAGCGCACUUCCGGACACGCGUUUUUCCGCGUUAGCUGCACACAAAUAUGGCGAUGACAAUGAGCCAAAGUGAUGUUCAGGUGCAACAGAAAGAAGGAGAGGAGGAUGAUCAAUCGAUGUUUAGAUCUGACAGUGGCGAGGAUUCUCUUGAUGGCCUUAUGAAACAAAGAUGUCCUCUGACCCCUUCGCUGUCCCCACGAAAACGGACCACGAGCCAAAGCAAAACAGAGCCUCCACUUCUGAGAACGAAUAAGAGGACAAUCUACACCGCAGGACGUCCACCCUGGUACAAUGUUACUGGGACCACCUUUAAAGAAGCUUUUGUAAUAGGUCUGUGUGGAGGAAGUGCCUCUGGGAAAACCACCGUGGCCAAUAAGAUCAUAGAGGCUCUCGAUGUUCCUUGGGUUGUCCUGCUCUCUAUGGACUCUUUCUACAAGGUUUUGAGUAAAGAGGAGCAGGAGUUGGCGGCAAGAAACGAGUACAACUUUGAUCAUCCCGAUGCCUUUGAUUUUGAACUGCUGGUAACUGUGUUGAGAAAACUGAAAAAGGGCAAAAGCAUUAAAGUGCCAGUGUACGACUUUACCAGUCACAGUCGUCGCAAGGAGUGGAAAACUGUCUAUGGGGCCAACGUUGUGAUAUUUGAGGGAAUCCUGGCUUUUGCCAACAAGGAGCUUUUAAAGCUCCUAGACAUGAAGGUGUUUGUAGACACAGACUCAGACAUCCGGCUAGUCAGGCGCUUAAAGAGGGACAUCACGAAUAGAGGGCGUGACAUUGCAGGCGUCAUUAAACAGUACAACAAAUUUGUCAAGCCAGCGUUUGAGCAGUACAUCGAACCCACUGUGCAAGUUGCAGAUAUUGUGGUCCCAAGAGGUGGAGAAAACUUCGUAGCCUUGGAUCUGAUUGUUCAGCAUGUUCACAGUCAGCUGGAAAAGAGGAAACUCCGCUGGGAUAUAUCAGCCCUGGCAUCUGCCCAUCAGGGUCAACCUUUACCCAAGACCCUGAGUGUCAUGGAGAGCACCCCACAGGUCCGAGGAAUGCACACGAUUAUCAGGAAUAAAGAAACCAGUCGAGAUGAAUUUAUUUUCUAUUCAAAGAGAUUAAUGAGGCUUCUCAUAGAGCACGCCCUGUCCUUUCUGCCGCUGAAGCCAGUGUCUGUUGAAACUCCUCAAGGAACCGUAUAUGAAGGGAAGAGGCUGAGUGGGAAAAGGAUCACUGGUGUGUCCAUUCUACGGGCAGGAGAGACCAUGGAACAGGCCUUGAUGGCUGUUUGUAAGGACAUUCGGCUCGGAAAGAUCCUUAUUCAGACUAAUCAUGACACAGGAGAGCCUGAGCUCCAUUACCUCCGUUUGCCCAAGGACAUCAGUGAGGACUACGUUAUCCUGAUGGACAGCACUGUCUCUACAGGAGCGGCAGCUCUCAUGGCUGUCAGAGUCUUGCUUGAUCAUGAUGUCCAGGAGGAUAAGAUCUUCCUGCUCUCUCUGCUCAUGGCAGAGAUGGGCGUUCACUCAGUGGCCUAUGCCUUUCCCAAAGUGCGCAUCAUCACCACUGCCGUGGACAAAAAUGUCAACGAUGAGUUUUACAUCAUUCCAGGGAUUGGUAAUUUUGGGGACCGUUACUUUGGGACUGAUGCUCCUUCAGACUGGUAUGAAAGUGAUGAGGGGAUGGACUACUGAAUUUCAUCAAGACCUAUGUGAGCGACUAUAUCUGCAUGCAUUAGAGAAGGGAACAUUUAAGCACUUAGUCUCAUGAUUUUGGACCCAUUGCCCUGCCCUAUAUAAGCAUACGCCUUAGCCACCUCUUGCUGUCGAUCCUUGCAAUACUACAUGCUACAAAUUAGCCCAUGCUUAAUACAGGUCAAAGCAUCAGUGGACCCUCAAACAUUGGAGAUUUACUGCUCAUUAGCUUGCCUUAAAAUGCCCACAUGACCAUCACAAUUUGAGGAUGUUUCAUUAAUACUUGAACUGAUACGAGUGGAAUAACAAGGGCACAUCACAGUUUCUUCAUGGGUGUGUUUACAAUGGCAUACUACCAAUCUACCUUGUACUGUUUUUCAUUAGUAUGUGUACACCGUUUAUACUGUAUAAAACACAGUAUAUAUAAUUGAUUGCAAACACAGCACAAACUCCGUGUUUGUUAGCUAAUUUUAUGUCGUCUUUACUUAAUUUGCUUUGUAUAUCAUAUAUAGCAUACAUGUGCAUUUGAAUUGCUUGACCAAAUUGACAUCAUCUUAUAUUAAGUAAAAGAAACAUUUCCAUAUGCCUGCUUCAAUAUAACCUGCUUUUAAUAUCGCAGCCUUGCUAAUAGCAGCUUUGCAUAAAUGUUACUACUACUAAUAGAAGCCCAAGCACAAAAUAGGAAUUGGGGCAAACAUUUUUACUACAAUGCUGCAAUUCUGCUCAUAAACAAUACAUCUGUUGUUUAGUCUA